GUGGGGCGGAAGUGGCUGGGAAGGGAAUGGGGGUGUUGAAUUUGGAUUUUGGAGGGGACACUGGUGGACGGACUGACUGGGUACUCAGAGUUGCUGUUGAUGGAGGAUCAGGACGCCAGGGUCCCAGCACUGGAACCAUUCAGGGUGGAGCAGGUACCACCUGUAAUCUACUAUGUCCCUGACUUCAUCUCCAAGGAAGAGGAGGAGUAUUUGCUUCGACAGGUCUUCAAUGCCCCAAAGCCAAAGUGGACCCAGCUGUCCGGGAGGAAGUUACAGAACUGGGGUGGGCUGCCCCACCCCCGUGGGAUGGUUCCUGAGCGGCUGCCACCAUGGCUCCAGCGCUAUGUGGACAAAGUGUCUGACCUCAGUCUUUUUGGGGGUCUCCCAGCCAACCACGUCCUUGUGAACCAGUAUCUGCCUGGGGAGGGCAUCAUGCAGCCACAAAUCCCAACCAAGCAUUCACCUUCCUGUCCCCAGUUGGGGAGCCCCACUUUCACCCCCGAGGGUGGUGGGUGUGGACUACUGCCCUGUCCAGCCCUGGUGCCCCCUCCCCAGCCCCACGAGGAUGGGCCACUGUACUACCCGACUGUCAGCACCAUCAGCCUGGGCUCCCACACCAUGCUGGACCUGUACGAGCCUCGGCAGCCAGAGGACGAUGACCCUACAGAGCAGCCCCGACCCCCGCCGCAGCCAGCCACCUCGCUGCUGCUGGAACCUCGCAGCCUGCUGGUGCUCCGUGGCACCGCCUACACAAGCCUCCUCCACGGCAUCGCACCCGCUCGCGUAGACGUGCUGGACGCCGCCUCCCUGCCGCCCAACGCAGCCGCUUGCCCCUCGGCGCAGCCGGGAGCCCGCCUGGCCCGCGGCACCCGCGUCUCGCUGACCAUCCGCCGCGUGCCCCGCGUGCUGCGCGCUGGCCUCCUGCUCAGCAAGUGACGCCAGGUCCCAGGAUCCGGCGGGAUUCCCGGGCUUUCGCCUGCUCUGGACAGCUGCCACCCUGUGACCGUGAAACCCUGGGGCAGAGGCAACUCCUCUCACCUCUCCCGCGGUUAUUUUCCCAGUAACUGUGUGGGAACCAUAGGAAAAGGCCCCAUUACAAAUAAACCAACAACAAAAAAUACCUUAUUUUGGUUUUGGACAUGGCAGAAGGGAGGGGUCAGAUGCUUGGGUUCCUGAGGGGCGCUGCGCCUGGCACUUUAGAGGGAGGGUGUGGGCCAUGGGGGUCAGAUGUAUGGGUCACAGAGUGGAGCAGAAUCCAGGGCUUUUGAGGGGGGAGGGUUAUAUCUGGAGACCCCUUAUGUGGGUGGUGCGAGCUUGGGAGGUUCAGCUACUGGUCUGCUGGGGAGGAAGGAGUUAAGUGAUACUGCUGUCACCUGAGCUGGGCAUCAAAUUACCUGGGUCCAGUUUCCACCUGGGAAGAGCCUGACCCUGGGCUCCUGGCUACCUCAGGCCUGGGUGAGUCCUACUGAGGAGGUCUGGGGGUGGGUACCCCUGGCUGGGAAAAGGGCUCCUACUGGGGAUCCUCA
Molecule: messenger RNA, 1526 nt
Organism: Camelus dromedarius (Arabian camel)
Lineage: Eukaryota; Metazoa; Chordata; Mammalia; Artiodactyla; Camelidae
Gene: ALKBH6
Product: alkB homolog 6
Exons: 7
Coding region: 100-936 (278 amino acids)
Cellular component (GO): nucleus
Source: RefSeq, a predicted model, not a curated record